Molecule: messenger RNA, 2962 nt
Organism: Meleagris gallopavo (turkey)
Lineage: Eukaryota; Metazoa; Chordata; Aves; Galliformes; Phasianidae
Source: RefSeq, a predicted model, not a curated record
CCAAUUACCUAUCUGUAGAUCCUGCUACAAGGCAAAAAUCCUGGGAUUGCUUGGGAAUACACAUUUUCCAAAAUGAACGAGAACAAGACAUCUGUCAAAAAGCACAGCCACUCCUGGGUGACAGUGCAGUCAGAGUGCUCAGCUACCUGUGGUGGGGGACAUAUUACAGCAAAAGCAAUUUGUUUGGAAGAUCAUCGUACACGAGUUAAUUCUUCUUUUUGUGGUCCACGGAUGAAGCCUUUAACUGAAACAAAACUAUGCAAUACUAAUCCUUGCCCAGCACACUGGUCAGCAGGUGAAUGGAGUGCAUGCAGCAAAUCUUGUGGAGGAGGGCAACAAAGUCGUCUCAUCCAGUGUGUCCAGAAAAAGGCUUUCCAAAGAGAGGAGGUAGUGGCCCAUUCCCUGUGUCCUGUUAGCACCCCUACACAAGUGCAGAUAUGCAAUAGUCAAGAAUGCCCACCUGAAUGGAGCCCUGGACUAUGGUCUCAGUGCUCCAAGACUUGUGGGAGAGGUGUUAAGAAGCGGGAUGUCUACUGCACAAGUACUAGUUCUCCCAAGCUUAAAAUCUUGCCUGAAAGCAUGUGCAGCCAAGACCAUAAACCUGAAUCCCAGCAGACCUGUGUGCUAGGACGCUGCCCUAAAAAUGACCGGCUCCAGUGGGUGAUUGCUUCCUGGAGUGAGUGCUCAGCCUCCUGUGGCCCAGGUGUACGCAAGCGAGAACUAAAAUGUGGUGAGAAAAGCAUCCAUGGGAAAUUAAUCACCUUCCCUCAGAGAAGAUGUAGAAACAUCAAGAAACCAAACAUAGACCUGGAAGAAACUUGUAACAAUGGACCUUGUCCAUCCCAAACUUUGUAUAACAUGGUGUCUGGCUGGUAUUCCUCGCCCUGGCAGCAGUGUACAGUAACAUGUGGUGGGGGAGUGCAAACCCGGAGCGUGCAGUGCUUACGCCAAGGGAGACCAGCCUCUGGGUGCUUGCCCCAUCAGAAACCAGCAAUCCUGAGAGCCUGCAAUACUAACUUUUGCCCAGCCCCUUCAAAAAGAGAUGAUCCUUCUUGUGUGGAUUUCUUCAGCUGGUGUCAUCUAGUACCCCAGCAUGGUGUCUGUAACCACAAAUUUUAUGGCAAGCAAUGUUGUAAAUCAUGCACAAAGAAGAACUGAUAGCAGCAUGUUAUCUGAACCCUUCACUGACAAGAUUUUCUUCUUCAAUUUAUGUUGAAAUUAACUUUGCUUUGAGCCAAGACAUGGUGCCAUGUAAACCACUGAUGGAAGAGACAUUUUUUUCUAAGGGAAUGUCUGAGGUACAGUAAUUGUUGGAUAUAUGUUGAAAAAUGAAUGUUUUUUUUUUAUUUGCUGACCUCACUAAAGUACAGGGUACUAUGGAUCACUUGAACACUGAGACUCAAGGGGCAGUUCUUUCCUUAAAAGUGUCACUUUGCACUGUCACAUGUUAUGAGGAAGAAAAUCAGGCAAGGAUGCCUUUUGUGGCUAAUUUAGCAGAAUGCAAAGCAAAAGAGAUUGGGAGCUCAAGGAAAAAGAUUACAGCACGGCAGUAUGACAGAUCACACAAUCAGAAGUGUUUCCUUUCUUAUCUUUUAUGAUAAUAUCCCAGGGUAAGGAAGCUGUUUACUGCCAUUUUCACAGAAAGACUUUCAAAUGACUGUUUGGAGAAUCCAGUGUCACACGUGUGACCACGAGAAGUAAAUAGUGCACUACAAAGAUAUAUGGUGCUUCUCUAUUGUACUUGCUGCUGGAAAAGCAAGUUUUGCAUCAUGCUUAUGUUUUUAUUGUUCUGAAGAAUUCAUUUUCUGCUUCAUCUAGAAACUCAGAGGUGGUUAACUAGUAACUUGAAAUGUAUUCCUAGAAAUAUUCAGCGUUAGAAUAUUUGGACUUUUAACAUUGCUGUGUUACAAGUAAAAUAGAAUUUCAUAUUUCAACUAACUCAAGGAACUCAGAUUUAUUGAGCUCGAUGUUAUUUUUUCACUUUCUAAGCUCAUAAGAUAUGUAAAUUUAAAAUUUAAACUUGAUAUAGUAAAGUAGAUUUUUUUCAGAAGCUAGGUUUUUUAAAUGCCAAGAUACUGAAGAAUGUCUUCCUUUUAAUCUCAAAUCUCUGCAAAUUUUGUUUCAUCAGUUGCCCAAAUGAAAUAACAGGAAUAUUACAGUCCAUUAAUUCAUGCCAAACUUCUCUGAAUAGUUAUAUUUUCAUACAGGUGAUAAGAAAAAAUUGCAAAUACUAAGCAGACUAUUUUCUCUAACCAAAUAAAAAUCAUUUCUAUUUUUAUACACUCUCUUAAUACUUACAUUUAAUUCAGAAUCCAUCAGCAAACAAAACAAAUGUAAACAAUAUUUGUCAUCAUUCCAUAUCAAGAUGUUAUGUGACACUGUACAUCAAAUGGUACAACUAAAAAAGUUUCUGAAUUAAAAAAAAUUCAACCCAACAUAUUUGCCAAAACCGUUCUGAGACAGAGCUGUGUUCUACUGUAAUUUUCUGGGGAGUGACUAUGAGGGACAUAUUUAUCUAAUUCCACCCAAUCCCACAACUUCUUUUGAUGAAUGUAGCUGCAUUUUACUGUUUUUUUAAAGUAUCAAUUCAGCAUAAGAUUAGCCAGCUCAGCACUAAUGCCAGACAGUGGUCACUUAAAAUUAUCAGUUCCUUUUGCAACAAUUUAAAUUAAAAACAUGUAUUCUAUGAUACUGUAAGAAAUGAUGAUUGGAAACAUAUCUCAGUCUACAUUGCUCUGUCUUGAUAUUCGACAUUGUAUAAUUAUGAACUCUUUUCUAGGAAAACAACAAGGUUUUUUCUGUUUUGUUUUGUUUUUAUAAUUGUGUCCUUUUUAUUAUUUGAUGUAAAAUAAUUAAUUUAUUAAUGCAUAGCUUUUCCUUUAUAUUUCUUUGCUCACUUCCUUAAGUGAAAACUGAGAAAAGAAAAUGGCAGUGUCACAAAAUAUGACUUAUGAUGUAAAAA